Molecule: messenger RNA, 497 nt
Organism: Tigriopus californicus
Lineage: Eukaryota; Metazoa; Arthropoda; Copepoda; Harpacticoida; Harpacticidae
Product: 26S proteasome regulatory subunit 10B-like
Exons: 1
Biological process (GO): positive regulation of RNA polymerase II transcription preinitiation complex assembly
Cellular component (GO): proteasome regulatory particle, base subcomplex; cytosolic proteasome complex
Molecular function (GO): proteasome-activating activity
Source: RefSeq, a predicted model, not a curated record
GCGGCUCGAGACAAAGCCUUGCACGAUUACCAGAAGAAGUUACUGGAGCACAAAGAGAUCGAGGCCAAGCUGAAGACGAUGCGCGAGGACUCCAAGGCCCUGAGCCAGCAAUACGACAAGUCCGAGAACGACCUGAAGGCCCUGCAGAGCGUGGGCCAGAUUGUGGGCGAAGUAUUGCGCCAACUCACGGAAGAGAAGUUCAUCGUGAAGGCCACCAACGGGCCCCGCUACGUGGUGGGCUGUCGCCGACAACUAGACAAGAGCAAGCUCAAGCCCAGCACGCGCGUAGCCCUGGACAUGACCACGCUCACCAUCAUGCGGUACUUGCCGCGCGAGGUCGACCCUCUGGUCUACAAUAUGUCUCACGAGGAUCCGGGCGACGUGAGCUACUCGGCCAUUGGCGGGCUCUCCGAGCAGAUCCGAGAGUUGCGGGAGGUGAUCGAGUUACCUCUGCUGAAUCCCGAGUUGUUUCAACGCGUGGGCAUCACCCCUUGGCC